Molecule: messenger RNA, 1722 nt
Organism: Rotaria sp. Silwood2
Lineage: Eukaryota; Metazoa; Rotifera; Eurotatoria; Philodinida; Philodinidae
Source: the annotation of a GenBank genome assembly
AUGUCUUCACUAUAUUUAUCGAUUACAUCAAAGAAGGCAUUUUUACAACAGCUGCAUAGACAUUAUGAUUCAUUACACGAUUUUGCAAAAACACAUUUUCAAAAGAUUAUUGAUGAUAUAAAAGAUAAAAAUAAUCAAAAUAAUGAAAUACUCAACAUCACUGUUUCAUUAGAUGGUACAUGGAAUCGCCGAGGCCAUAUUUCCAAUUAUGGAAUAGUAUUUUUGAUUGAUGUUCAUACUGGAUAUUGCAUCGACUAUGAAGUAAUGUCUUUAAAUUGUGAAGCAUGUAAUAUGAGAAAAUCAACAUUAACUAAUACACAAUUUGAUAGAUGGUAUAAAAAACAUAAGGCACAUUGUUACAAAAACUACAGUGGAACGUCUAAAUCAAUGGAAAAAGAAGGUGCAGUGAGAUUAUUUCAACGUUCAUUGAUUAAUGGUCUUCGUUAUGAAAGAAUGGUAUGUGAUGGUGAUGGUGAUGCUUCUGCAUAUGAAGCAAUAAAAAACUAUUAUUUUGAACAACAGAAACAAAUUGAUACUCCAGAAGAGGAAUCAAUGGAAGAAGGAACAGAUGAGGAUGAAGAUCUACAAGAAGUUUCAGGGGAUUAUGAUACGUCAUCAGUAACAAAUGAUGAAGAAGAUGAAGAGUCAGGUGACGACGAUACAUCGUCAACAACAAGUAAUGAAGAAGAUGAAGAAUCUCGUAAUAAUGAUGCAUCAUCAACAACAAGUAGCGAAGAAAACAAAACCGACGAUGAUAAUCAAACAGACGACAACAACAGUAGCAAUAAUCAUUCAAUAAGCGAAGACAACAAUGAUGAAGAUGAAAAUUUUCAACCUGCUCCUGAUAAUUUUGAAGAUUUAUUAGUUUUAAAAGAAGAUUGUGUUAAUCAUGUUGUUCCAACAUCAACGUCAACCACAAAAUUUGCAUCGUCAUUGUAUUCUAAGAAACAGCCAGAUACCCGGCGACAACUAUUAGAUGAUAAUCAAAAGUGGGGUGGCAAAAAUGAUCGUAUGACACAAUCUAUGAUGGAAAAGUUAUCAAGUGCUUAUGUUCUUGCUAUUAGAAAAGCUGGUGAAUUAGCUGCUGAUAAAAAGUUAAAUGAAGCAUUGAAUAUUAUGCAAAAGUCAUGCCGAGCAGCAUUUUAUCACUAUAUCAAGACAGUCGAUAAUAAUGAAGAACAACAACACCAAUUUUGCCCGAAAACAGAAGAUACUUGGUGUGCAUAUCAUAAAAAAAAGUUAACACCAACCCGCAACGAUGAUAAAGCACAAAAAAAGAAAAACCAGGAAUUUCUCGCUCCAAUUUUUCGUAAUGUUUUACAGCCAAUGAUUGAUACACUUACGUCAAAAGAAUUGUUGAGACGUUGUUUACAUGGAUUAACGCAAAACUCAAAUGAAUCAUUAAACUCCAUUGUUUGGUCAAUUUUGGCAAAAUCAAAGCAUCAUGGCUUUCGAUCCGUACGAGGUGGUGCUGCUCUCGCAGCAAUAUUUUUCAAUAAUGGUCGACGUUCAUUAGUGGACUUUUGCAAACAAUCUGGUAUUGAUGUUAAUGUGGUACUAUUCGAACAUCGAAUAGCCAAAGAUGAAAAACGUUUACUAAGAGCACAAAAAAUGUCUGAACAGCGGCAAAAACAAAUACAACGAAAGAUUAUUGAUAGACAACGUUCAAUGAAAGCACAAUUAGACACCAAAGACUAUGAUACUGGAGAUUUCAAUUUUUAA